CCCACAGACAUGGACUUUGAGCUCGACAUGGCGUUCAUCAACGAGAAGAUCUCGUCGUCUUUCUUCCGGGCCGAGGUCCGCAACGGCGAAAGACGACAUCUUAUAUUCGCCACAGACCAGCAACUUCAACUGUUGAAGAAAGCAAAGACAUGGUACAUUGACGGGACGUUUAAGGUGGUCCGACAACGCUUUUACCAGUUGCUUUCCAUUCAUUCUUUCGUAAGGUCCGGUGACGACAUGAAGCAGCUUCCGUUACUGUUUGCGGUGAUGGCCGGAAAAACCAGUGAAGACUACACACAGGUUUUCAAAGGCGUCAUGGACAUCCUCCAUAACGAAACUCGAGUGAAAGAAUUCAUGGUCGAUUUUGAAGCCGGGAUGUGGCAGGGCCUCCGGGAAGUUUUCGUCGACCCAACAAUUAAAGGAUGUGCCUUUCACUGGAACCAGGCCGUAUGGCGGCACGUGCAAAGCCUCGGUCUCCAGAGCGCCUACAGUCAACGCGACACUGUAUUCACCUUUGUUCGCAAGGUCAUGUCUAUACCGUUCCUGCCAGCGGAACAUGUGGAACCAGCGAUUAUGAGACUGAAAGAAAAAACAACAGACGAACGCCUGGCCGACCUGCUAGAGUAUGUGGACAGGACAUGGCUUAAAUCUUCGGUGUGGGGACCUGAAAAUUGGAGCGUGUUUGGUCGGAGUGUCCGAACAAAUAAUGACUGUGAAGGGUGGCACUUGAAACUAAAUCAGCACGCCAAGAAAGCCAAUUUGCCUUUCUACCUACUACUGACCCUUCUUUGUGAAGAGGCUUCCCUUCUCCCAACACAGGUGAAGAUGGUAUCAGAAGAAAAGCUAUCCAGGCGACAACGAAGAAUCCGUACGAAAUAA
Dreissena polymorpha is the source of this 879-nucleotide messenger RNA. RefSeq lists its product as uncharacterized. The coding region runs from base 10 to 879 and encodes 289 amino acids. NCBI's taxonomy places the organism in Eukaryota, Metazoa, Mollusca, Bivalvia, Myida, Dreissenidae. The transcript is spliced from 5 exons. The record is from RefSeq and is a predicted model, not a curated record.